This is a messenger RNA of Elephantulus edwardii (Cape elephant shrew), 2642 nucleotides long. RefSeq names its product frizzled class receptor 1 (gene FZD1). The coding region runs from base 402 to 2351 and encodes 649 amino acids. The transcript has a single exon. Gene Ontology annotation, cellular component: plasma membrane. The record is from RefSeq and is a predicted model, not a curated record. Gene Ontology annotation, biological process: canonical Wnt signaling pathway; non-canonical Wnt signaling pathway. Gene Ontology annotation, molecular function: Wnt receptor activity; Wnt-protein binding. NCBI's taxonomy places the organism in Eukaryota, Metazoa, Chordata, Mammalia, Macroscelidea, Macroscelididae.
AAUGGUCAGGCGGCGGCGGAGGAGGAGGCGGAGGCGCAGGGGGGAGCCGAGGCCCCCGGGCUGCCCAGAGUUGUGUGCUCUUCACGGCCGCGGCCACUAGCGCGGCGCCGCCAGCCGGGAGCCAGCAAGCAGCCGAGGAGCAGGAAGGCGGGACGCGACCCCAGCGCACCCGAGCCACCUGGGCUCUCCCCGCCGCCUGCGCUUCAUGAAUCUCAAGUUUCCGCGGCGGCGGCGGCGGCUGCGGGACACGGAGCGGGAGCCGGAGAAGAGAGUGGAGCGUGGCGGGGGCUCGACGGAAGGCACCGGCGCAGGGGAGAUCCUCCCAGGCGCAGAGGGAGCUGCCGCCGGCCGCCCCACCUCCAGCUCCAGCCGAUCAACGCCAAGAAAGGAGCCGAAAAAGUAUGGCUGAUGAGGAGGCGCUUAAGAAGUCCCAGGCCGCUGCCGGCGGGAGCUGGGAACUUUGUACCCGGGCGCUCCCGACCUGGACAGCGAUGGAGGGGAGAGGGGACUGGAGCAGCCGUCGCCGACCCCCAGCUGACCCCGGGCGCUUGGCGCACCGGCUGUUGCUGCUGUUUUGGCUGCUGGAGGCUCCGCUUUUGCUGGGGGUCCGGGCGCAGGCAGCCGGCCAGGGGCCGGGGCAGGGGCCCGGGCCGGGCCAGCAACCCCCUCCACCGCCUCCGCCACAGCAGCAGAGCGGACAGCAGUACAAUGGUGAGCGGGGCAUCUCCAUCCCAGACCACGGCUAUUGCCAGCCCAUCUCCAUCCCGCUGUGCACGGACAUUGCAUACAACCAGACCAUCAUGCCCAACUUGCUGGGCCACACGAACCAAGAAGAUGCGGGCCUCGAGGUGCACCAGUUCUACCCGCUGGUGAAGGUUCAGUGCUCGGCCGAGCUCAAGUUCUUCCUGUGCUCCAUGUACGCGCCCGUGUGCACUGUGCUGGAGCAGGCACUGCCACCCUGCCGCUCCCUGUGCGAGCGCGCGCGCCAAGGCUGCGAGGCGCUCAUGAACAAGUUUGGCUUCCAGUGGCCCGAAACGCUCAAGUGCGAGAAGUUCCCGGUGCACGGCGCCGGCGAGCUGUGCGUGGGCCAGAACACUUCGGACAAGGGCACCCCAACGCCCUCGCUGCUGCCAGAGUUCUGGACUAGCAAUCCCCAGUACGGCGGCGGUGGUCACCGCGGUGGCGGCGGCUUCGCGGGGGGCGCCGGCUCUUCCGAGCGAGGCAAGUUCUCCUGCCCGCGCGCCCUCAAGGUGCCCUCCUACCUCAACUACCACUUCCUGGGGGAGAAGGACUGCGGGGCGCCCUGCGAGCCGACCAAAGUGUAUGGGCUCAUGUACUUUGGGCCUGAGGAGCUGCGCUUCUCGCGCACCUGGAUAGGAAUCUGGUCGGUGCUGUGCUGCGCCUCCACGCUCUUCACGGUGCUCACGUACCUGGUGGACAUGCGACGGUUCAGCUAUCCCGAGCGGCCCAUCAUCUUCCUGUCCGGCUGCUACACAGCGGUGGCCGUGGCUUACAUCGCCGGCUUCCUGCUGGAGGACCGGGUGGUGUGUAACGACAAGUUUGCCGAGGACGGGGCGCGCACGGUGGCGCAGGGCACCAAGAAGGAGGGCUGCACCAUCCUCUUCAUGAUGCUCUACUUCUUCAGCAUGGCCAGCUCCAUCUGGUGGGUGAUCCUUUCGCUCACCUGGUUCCUGGCGGCCGGCAUGAAGUGGGGGCAUGAGGCGAUCGAGGCCAACUCGCAGUACUUCCACUUGGCCGCCUGGGCCGUGCCGGCUAUCAAGACUAUCACCAUCCUGGCGCUGGGCCAGGUGGACGGCGACGUCCUGAGCGGGGUGUGCUUCGUGGGGCUUAACAACGUGGACGCCCUGCGUGGCUUUGUCCUGGCGCCCCUCUUCGUGUACUUGUUCAUCGGCACCUCCUUCCUGCUGGCGGGCUUCGUGUCGCUCUUCCGCAUCCGUACCAUCAUGAAACACGAUGGCACUAAGACUGAGAAGUUGGAAAAGCUCAUGGUGCGAAUUGGGGUCUUCAGCGUGCUCUACACGGUCCCCGCCACCAUUGUCAUCGCCUGCUACUUCUAUGAACAGGCCUUCCGGGACCAGUGGGAGCGCAGCUGGGUGGCCCAGAGCUGCAAGAGCUACGCCAUCCCCUGCCCCCACCUCCAGGGAGGUGGGGGUGCCCCACCACACCCGCCCAUGAGCCCCGACUUCACAGUCUUCAUGAUCAAGUACCUUAUGACACUGAUCGUGGGCAUCACGUCGGGUUUCUGGAUCUGGUCUGGAAAGACUCUCAACUCUUGGAGGAAGUUCUACACCAGGCUGACCAACAGUAAACAGGGGGAGACCACCGUCUGAGACCUGGGGGGCACAGCUGGUUACCACCCCUCAGCCUGGCGCCAGUCCCAACCACCCUGUGAAAGCUGGCCCUUGGAAUCCUUUCCUAGCCUGGUUUACUUAUUCUCUCACUUAACAGCAUAGAUCCUGCAAAAAACAUCCUUCCCUAGGAGCAUAGGGCCCCGGGGAUCCUUACUGCCCAGAGGGGACAUGGACAAAUCUAUUUCUCACCCUCUUAUACCAGGACUUUACGCUUUUAUGAUUGUAAAUAGCCUGUGUAAGAUUUUUGUAAGUAUAUUUGUAUUUAAAUGA